Molecule: messenger RNA, 4259 nt
Organism: Oreochromis niloticus (Nile tilapia)
Lineage: Eukaryota; Metazoa; Chordata; Actinopteri; Cichliformes; Cichlidae
Product: arfaptin-1
Exons: 9
Coding region: 287-1279 (330 amino acids)
Biological process (GO): regulation of Arp2/3 complex-mediated actin nucleation; intracellular protein transport
Cellular component (GO): trans-Golgi network membrane
Molecular function (GO): protein domain specific binding; phospholipid binding
Source: RefSeq, a predicted model, not a curated record
UUAAAACUAUGAAAGCUUGUGCUUUUAAACGUUAGAGUGUUAACGCUGGCUGUGUUGCGGGCUAUUUAUAAAUUCUCUAGUACCUCAUAUUGCUAUCUCCGCCCCUCCUGAUGAGGACAGGAGGAUAACGCAAGCAUCGCCUACAAAAAAACGAAAAAACUUCCGGGUUGUAGCGUUUAAAUAUGCGGAGCUGACGGCAGGAAGAAAAGCAGAAGCCCAGAAGAAGAAAAAGCAGAGUUUCUUUUAAAGCUGUGAAGUAAAAGAGGAGCGAGGGAGGAAGAGGAGAAUGGCCGUGGUGGAGCAGAGAGGAAGCGUCCCCGUGGCGUCCGCUGUCACAGAGGAAGAAACUCCUCCAAAGGAAGCAAACGGUAAUGGCAGCCAUGCCAGCAACGAUGUUACUGCCCCCACAGCUGAGACCACUCCAGAUGUUCCAGAGGAACCGAAGCAGAGCAAAGGUCUCUCACUCACACCUGAGAUACCCAAAGGUGUGGUGAUUCAAGCCAACAACAGCAACCCCACCAGCGAGAAGUUCAAAAGAGUUCGCGAUUGGAGCAUCACCAAAUAUAAGUAUACCAGGCAGGCUCUUUCGGAGAAGCUUGGCCGUGGGUCUCGUACCGUGGAUCUAGACCUGGAGCCCCGCCUUGAGCUGCUCAAAGACGACCGACAGCGCUAUGAAAAUGUGACCAAUCUGGCUCAGACGCUCGCCAGUCAGCUCUCUCAGCUCACAGUUACCCAGAAGAACCUCGGGGAUGCCUUCACAGAACUCAGCGUCAAAACGCCAAGUCUGCACCUGGAGUUCGGCAUAAAUGCAGAUGCUCAGAGGUUCCUCUCCAAGAGUGGCGAAACGCUGACGGAAGCCAUCAACGCCUUCACAUCUGACAUGAACACACUGGUCAACAAAACCAUUGAGGACACAAUGAUCAAUGCUAAGCAGUAUGAGACUGUCAGGAUCGAGUAUGAUGCGUUCCGAGUCGAUCUGGAGGAGCUGAACAUGGGUCCCCGUGAUGCUGUCACCGUGCCCAAACUGGAGCAGGCCCAGAAAAACUUCCAGACUCAGAGGGAGAAGUACGAGAAGAUCCGAGACGACCUGUCAGUCAAAGUCAAGCUGCUGGAGGGAAACAAGGUCAAAGUCCUCCGUAAUCAGUUGUGGAUGCUCCAUGGCGCCUUUGCAGCUCACAGCUUGUCUUGUCAGAAUUUCCUGGAGAAAAACAUCCAGGAGGCCGGAGAACAUCUCAACAACGUCAGCACAGACGUCCCCUCCUUCCUGGAAGAAAGUUGACACAGCAAAGCAACAACCAACAGGCAGGAGGACAGAAUCAGAGGGAGUCGGAGGAACAUUUGGCAUUCAUGGAUUCUCUGUGAGAAAAGUUUGGGAGUACUCAGCUAGAAACGUUUGGAUGAAUGUUAGAGGUGUGGGUGAUUAGUUAAUUUAUACCAGGGUGGAACUGAAUUCUUUAGAUCUGGGAUGAAUUUCCAGCUUCACAAAGAUCUCUGGAAACAAAGUUGAAUGUUUGCAACAGAAAAUAGGGAGUUAGCAAAAACAAUUUAUUUGGGAUGUAGAAAGGGUUUCAUGGGUUCUGGUGUAACUCAUGGAAAGUCAAAAUGUGAGUCUGUAAUUAGUCUUAAAAAUAAUUCUGAUAUUACAUUUAUGAGAAAAGAGAAAUAUCAUCUGUCAUUCAUUCAGUACAAUGCAUUUAUUCAUAUACAUACAAACACUUGCACCCUCCUGGGUUUCUCACCUCUGUUUCAAUGUGUUGGGGAGUAAAUCCAUCUAAUCCUCCAGGAGUCAGUAAGCCUUUCUUUGAACUUUUCAAAAUCCUCAGCCACUGCAGUCACAAGCUCACAGCUCCCGAAGUGCCUCAACACCACUGCUGGAAAACAGUUUCAUAGUCAGAUAAAGGCUGCUACAGUCCUCCUUUCUCUACCAGCAACAUUAAGCAAAUUUAAUGCCAGUGUAAAUGUAAGUGUAAAUGCCAAACAUCUCAAUAUAUCAGCAGAACCUAACUGGUGUGAAAAUAUCAGCUAAUUGUUUUGGGUUUUUUUUGUCAUUUUAAACUUCUGUUGAAGCAGUUCAGUAAGCUUUGGAUUUGAUGUGCAUAUUUGUAUAUUGAUAAAAACCAAAAUGCCAAACUCAAAUCCUAGAACCAACUGGUUACGUAUGAUUCAGAUUUUGUAUUUUAUUUAUUUUUUUGACUGCUGAAGAAUGACCACCUCCAAAUGUAGCUCUCUAUCACAGGUUUAGCUUCCGAAUCUUUUGUGUUCUUGGUUGGUGGCCACUUUCUUCUAUGGUUUACAUCACAAGCAACUCUCACCUCUAAAGGUCAUUCAGUCUAUAGUGAGCGUUGGUUGUCAUCAUGCCAGAGAUUUUGGUUUAAAAACCCCUGGUCUGAUUGGCUGUUGGUCAUGUUCUUCCCUUUUUCACAGUGCAAAAACUUGUUGGGCCAAUGGUUUGCUAAUAGCCAAAACAUGUUGGUGUUUAUCUAGUAUGUUAGCACUGCUUGUUGUUUAGUACCAAUCUUUCAGGCUAUAUUUCACCAGUAAGAAAGUUUUCUUUUUCAUUUUGGACAUUUGCAUUAAGAGUUGCACGUUAAUAAAAGUUGUAGAUUUUUUAAAUAAAUGACCACCCAGGUACUUUUUUUCAGUAGGAUUUAUCUUGCUGUGUGUCGGUCAUAAUACGUUGUUUGUUUUGUUUUGUUUUGUUUUUUAGAGAAAGCCAGCCAUUCAGGUAACAUUUGAGCGAAGUGUUUAAUGGGAAAAGCUGCACUCCACACUCCAACCAUAAAUUAAAAAUGUUAUCCAUAGAUUUAUGUUAAAAUAUUUCUGGUGUUUCUUUAUCAGAUUUACAAUGUCAAGACCAAUAUUUGUCUACAAACCAAAGAAAGGUUUGCUGUAUGUCAACGAUGGUGCCUUAUUAGUAUAGAAAUGUUGGCUAAAAACAACUUUCCAGCAUUAUUUAACCAGCAGCCAAAUAUUCGAGUUUAACUAACACUCCUAUUAAUGUACAGGUUUCUGCACACUUCUGGUUUAUUAUUUUCAUCUGUAAGCUACACAACCAAAUAAAGACUAAUGAAACCAGUUAAGUUGUAGAUUUAGGCUGUUUACUUUCUGUAGCUCAAGAAGUUUUUUUUGAUGAGGAAAGGUCAGCUGAAGCUAACAUUUUCUGGGGGAAAAGCCAGUGCACUACUUUUAUAUUUGCAGAUAUGCAGGGGGAAAAAACUCAGUUCAUUUGAGGAUGAUGAAUAAAUUUGCUACCUUGUUAUUGUUGUUUUUGUGUUUUUCCAAAUGAAACCAAAAAUCUGGGGACUCUUUCAUUGAUGGACAAAUCAGCAGAUGAAAUGGUAAAAUGAUCUUAAAAUAAUAUUAGAGGGUUGCACCUGUUCCUGUUAUUUUGUCCAUUUACCAUAUUUUCUUGCACACUUUGCACUCUAUCCAAACCAUAAUCUGCCUUAUGUAUUACUCAUAUUGUUGUAGUAGUCUUUAUUGAAUGACUCCCUUAUGCUAUGUUGACAUGUAUGAACACAAGACCAACUAUGCAAUGACUGUGAGAUGCAGUGCAAUAAUGUCCCAACGACCUUCUUGCAUGUAAAUGUGUAAACUGCCAGUGACUUGUGUUCCCCUUUCCUGAUUUAUCUGUGACUUUAAAGGGAAUUUCCACUUUUUUGUAAACUGAUACUCCUGUGAUGUGUUUGGUGACCAAAAUUACUUUCAGGCUCAACAUCUUUAAGAAAUAGUUUGGUUUGAGUUUAGAUUGUUAGAGGAAGACUGGAUUGUUUUAAAUUAUGUUUUGAGCUUGAACCCACACUUUUGAUCCAAGCUCAUUACUUUUUGUGUGUGGUGAAUAUAUUGGUUUUUGGACUGAUAAUUUAUUUUUCAACAAUUAAAAAAGAGUAAUUUGAAAAGUAAUCUUAUCUCAAGGUCCAUUUACUAGAUUAUUUUUCUUGAGCUUUCAGUUGCAUUUGGGAGAACACCUGCUAAUAUUAGCUUAAAGAGGGGUUUCUGGGAUUGAGCAGUCAUCAGUUGUAGGAAAUCUGCAAGAUAAAGUUGAAAGCUAAAGAGAAAAUCUAAUAAGAUGACCUUGAAUUUGUUUUGUGGCUUUGUAUUUGAUGUGUAUAUUUUUUUUUUUCUUUCAUUAAGUCAGAUGGUCUAAGAUGUCUAGAAAAGAUAAGCCGCAUUCUUUGAAUGUGCCUGCUUGAUUUUUAUUACUAGCAGAAAGAGUUUGGGGUUUUCACCAGGCAAAUGAAGGUUUGCCCCCCCCCCCC